Penicillium canescens is the source of this 2562-nucleotide messenger RNA. It is a transcript of the gene ysh1, whose product is annotated as cleavage polyadenylation factor subunit YSH1. The record is from RefSeq and is a predicted model, not a curated record. Gene Ontology annotation, cellular component: mRNA cleavage and polyadenylation specificity factor complex. NCBI's taxonomy places the organism in Eukaryota, Fungi, Ascomycota, Eurotiomycetes, Eurotiales, Aspergillaceae. Bases 1 to 2562 code for a protein of 853 amino acids. Gene Ontology annotation, molecular function: RNA endonuclease activity; RNA binding; 5'-3' exonuclease activity. Gene Ontology annotation, biological process: mRNA 3'-end processing by stem-loop binding and cleavage. The transcript has 5 exons.
AUGGCGGCCAAGCGCAAAGCCUCAGCUAUGGGCACAGCCGUGGAUGACGAGCCCGUUGAUCCAUCAGAUGAGCUCGCAUUCUAUUGUCUCGGCGGCGGAAACGAAGUCGGCCGAAGUUGCCAUAUUCUGGAGUACAAGGGCAAGACAGUCAUGCUUGAUGCGGGCAUGCACCCAGCGAAAGAAGGCUUCUCUGCCCUUCCGUUCUUUGACGAAUUCGACCUGAGCACAGUGGAUGUUCUCUUAAUCAGCCAUUUCCACGUCGACCACUCCUCAGCCCUUCCAUAUGUUCUCAGCAAAACCAACUUCAAAGGCAGAGUCUUUAUGACUCCCGCCACUCGAGCAAUUUACAAAUGGCUCAUUCAAGACAACGUUCGAGUCAGCAACACAUCCUCUUCCUCUGAUCAACGCACGACGCUAUAUACCGAGCGUGAUCACUUAUCGACUCUUCCCUUGAUUGAAACCAUCGACUUUUACACUACACAUACGAUUAAUGGCAUUCGCAUUACCCCGUACCCGGCUGGUCACGUCCUUGGUGCAGCCAUGUUCAAGAUUGAUAUUGCUGGACUCGUGACUCUGUUUACCGGAGACUACUCUCGCGAGGAAGACAGACACUUAAUUCCUGCGGCGGUGCCCAAGGGCACAAAGAUUGAUGUCCUUAUCACAGAAUCGACAUUCGGUAUUUCCUCCAACCCGCCACGGCUAGAACGUGAGGCUGCAUUGAUGAAGUCGAUCACGGGUGUCUUGAAUCGUGGCGGUCGAGUUCUCAUGCCGGUGUUCGCCCUCGGUCGUGCCCAAGAGCUGCUUCUCAUCCUUGAUGAAUAUUGGGAAAGGCACCCCGAGCUUCAAAAGUUUCCUAUCUACUAUAUUGGAAAUAUGGCACGUCGGUGUAUGGUUGUGUACCAAACCUACAUCGGUGCUAUGAACGAUAAUAUCAAGCGUCUCUUCCGGCAACGCAUGGCCGAGGCCGAAGCCAGCGGCGACAAGAGCGUCAGUGUCGGGCCAUGGGACUUCCGGUUCGUCCGCAGUCUUCGCAGCUUGGAGCGUUUCGAUGAUGUUGGAGGAUGCGUGAUGCUUGCUUCUCCCGGUAUGUUGCAGACUGGAACAAGCCGUGAACUGCUUGAAAGAUGGGCACCGAGUGAUCGCAACGGUGUUGUCAUGACCGGUUACAGUGUUGAAGGAACCAUGGCCAAGCAACUGCUUAACGAGCCAGAUCAGAUCCCGGCUGUUAUGUCCAAGGUGUCUACUGGGCAUGGACGAGGCCGCGUUCCUGGAGCGAAUGACGAGGAUCAGAAAGUUAUGAUUCCUCGUCGAUGCACCAUUGACGAGGUCAGCUUCGCGGCCCAUGUUGAUGGAGUUGAAAACCGCACCUUCAUCGAGGAAGUUGCUGCGCCAGUUGUGAUUCUUGUCCAUGGCGAGAAACAUCAAAUGAUGAGACUGAAGUCGAAGCUGCUCAGUCUUAAUGCCGACAAAGCAGUCAAAGUUAAAGUCUACACACCAGCAAACUGCGACGAAGUUCGCAUUCCGUUCAAGAAGGAUAAGAUUGCGAAGGUUGUGGGAAAGCUAGCAGAGCUUGCACCACCCUCAGAGGAGGCUGAUUCCCAGCUCAUGGCUGGAGUGUUGGUCCAGAAUGGGUUCAAUCUAUCGCUGAUGGCCCCGGACGACUUGCAAGAGUAUGCUGGGUUGACGACCACAACCAUUUCCUGCAAACAGCAUAUCACCCUCAGUUCUGCGAGCAUGGACUUGAUUAGAUGGGCCCUUGAAGGGACGUUCGGAGCCAUCGAGGAAGUCGGCACGACCAAGAAAUCACACAGCAAGAGCCAAAAUGACGACGACACCGAUGAGACCGUAAAGCCGGAGGAGGCCGAUGAAGAGAUUCCAUCAGACGAGACGCAAACAUUCCUUGUCAUGGGAUGUGUAUCUCUUCAUUAUCAUUCGCGGACUCGCGAGGUCGAGUUGGAGUGGGAAGGAAACAUGAUGAACGACGGUGUUGCGGAUGCGGUGAUGGCUGUUCUCCUCACAGUCGAGAGCAGCCCUGCCUCCGUGAAGCAAUCCGCUAAAAACAAGCACCACCAUCACCACGACGAUGAAAUGGACAUGCCUACCCUUCCUAAUCCACACGCCCAAUCCGGGCCUCAGGAAAAGCUUGCCCGUAUGCUAAUGAUGCUGGAAGCACAAUUUGGUGGUGACAACAUUGGCCCAAUUGAACGCCCUCGCGUCCCAGCCGAUCUCGCACUCGGCCCAGAACAAGAUGUAGAUGAGGCUAACGAGGAGCGUAUCUCCGACAUCGAGGCUGCGGAAAUGGACCGUCUUAUUGCUAUGGGUAUUCCAGUCCCUGGCAUCGAGAUCAAGGUGGACAAGCACGUUGCGCGCGUCUGGCUUGAGGACUUAGAAGUUGAGUGUGGUAACCCCGUUCUGCGUGAUCGUAUUCGCGUUGUCGUUGAACGGGCUGUUGAGACUGUUGCUGGACUUUGGGCGGAAAGCUCGAUGCCUCGUGAACAUGCUACCAAUGGGAAACUUGAGUCCGAAGCUGCUGCGAAGAAGGCGGCUGCUAUUGAGGCUUAA